Erpetoichthys calabaricus (reedfish) is the source of this 2643-nucleotide messenger RNA. RefSeq names its product G-protein coupled receptor 135. The transcript has a single exon. Gene Ontology annotation, biological process: G protein-coupled receptor signaling pathway. Gene Ontology annotation, molecular function: G protein-coupled receptor activity. Gene Ontology annotation, cellular component: membrane. The record is from RefSeq and is a predicted model, not a curated record. Bases 541 to 1935 code for a protein of 464 amino acids. Lineage: Eukaryota; Metazoa; Chordata; Cladistia; Polypteriformes; Polypteridae.
GGGGGAGUGAUUAUGCAUUUAACGUGUCAAGCACGCCCGAUGCCUUUCAAAGGCCCAAUUAUCCCGGCUCUUGCCACCUUUUAUUAUAAGAGUAGCGAUUACGUAUGAGCGGCUCCUCUUUAUCACAUCGUGCGUAACAGUUAAAAAAAAAGGUAAAUAAAAAAUCACCGCUGCCUUGGUAACGAUCAAAACGUCACGUCGCUGAGAUCAGAGGCAGCGCAAUUUAUGCUGGGAAUGAGCAAGAGAGAAAAGGGGGGGGGGGGGGGGGGGGGAGUCAGCGAGGGAGGGACCGAUGAAUGAACGAGCGUAGCGGCACGAAUCGCAGGCAGGACUCGCACAAAGCCGGCUCGCUCGACUGUCGGAUGGCUCUUGUGAAAUGUCAAGGCAAGGAUCGGCCAGGGCGAUGAAGUAACUAAAGGGGGUACGCUUCUCGGGGAUUCAGUCCUGCAAAAAAAAAAAAGAAAGAAAGAAAAGAAAAGAAAAAAAAUCCCAAAGUGAUGAAUCCGCCUGGCGGCCGUGGAUGCCCCCCAGUCGAGCCCGAUGGAUUUGUCUGUGAACAUCGCGCUCCCCGGCAACAGCAGCAGCUACAGGGCGGCCGACAACGGCUCGGAUCGGGACUGGCCACUGGACCUCUUCAGUACGACCCCUUUGCUCAGCUCGGUGAGAAAUUAUCUAAACGCCGGCAAUCAGUCGGCAGGCGGCGGUGGUGGGGGUGGAGGCGCCGGGGGAGAGCGAGCCGGGACGAAGGCGGUGGAAGCAAACACGCUGCUGCACGGCAUCGCGGUGGCGUCCCAGGCGCUCAUCCUGCUUGUCAUCUUCCUCUUGUCCAGCCUGGGCAACUCGGCGGUCAUUGUGGUGAUCAUCAAGCACAGGCAGCUGCGGACGGUCACUAACGCCUUCAUCAUGUCCCUGUCCCUGUCGGAUUUCUUGACGGCCAUUCUCUGUUUGCCUUUUUCUUUCGUCAUGCUCUUCAGCAAGGACGGGCUUUGGAUUUUCGGGGACCGCUUCUGCGUGGCCAACGGCUUCUUCAACUCCUGCUUCGGCAUCAUCUCCACGCUGACCAUGACUCUGAUUUCUUUCGACCGCUACUAUGCCAUCGUGAGGCAGCCCCAGGAGAAGAUCGGCCGGCGGAGAGCGACGCAGCUGCUGGUGGCCGUCUGGCUGGCGGCCGUGCUCUUCUCUUUCCCUUGGUACUUAGUGGCGCAGUCCGCCGGACGCCUGCAGGUGCACAAGAAGGGCUUCUACCAUUGCAUGUACAUCUUUCACUCCGUCACCUCCAGGAUGGGCACGGCGUAUAGCGUCGCGCUCAUCGUCGCCUGCUACCUCCUGCCUUUCGCCCUGAUGUGCUUCUGCCACUACAACAUCUGCAAGACCGUGCGGCUCUCAGAAAUCCGGGUGAGGCCGGUCACCACGUACGCGCACCUGCUGCGCUUCUACAGCGAGAUGAGGACGGCCACCACGGUGCUCAUCAUGAUCGUCUUCAUCAUCGUGUGCUGGGGACCGUACUGCGUGAUGGGCUUGAUCACCGCCGCGGGCGACUUGUCUUUUAACUCUGCCAUGGACACGGUGGCCAUAUGGAUGGCGUGGGCAAACGGGGCCAUCAACCCGCUCAUUUACGCCAUACGGAACCCCAAUAUCUCCAUGCUGCUGGGCCGCAACCGCGAGGAGGGUUACAGGACUCGAAACAUCGCCGCCUACCUGUCCACCCAAAACCAGAGCCGGGAGGCCAGGAGUCGCGCCAAUCGCAUCCGGGACCGCUACGUGAACCGGCACGGGGCCGGCAGCAGGAUGUCCUCGUCUAGCCCGGCCAACGGAGGGGACGUCGCCAUGUGGGCUUGCAAAAAUCCAGCCGUGCUUUUCUGCCGGGACGGCCAGCCUGACACGCUGUCCGAGCCGGCGCUGCCCAAGUCCGAGACGGCGGACACCAGCCUGUGACAGAGAGGUGGAUAGGGGGGACAGGGGAACGGCCGGUGGGCAGAGUGAUCUGGGAGAAGCCCAAAGGAGAUACCUGUCAAGUGCCAAUGAAGAAAAAAGUAACACUGUGGGGCGAGGGGCCACUUUUCUUAUGUUUUAUACCGGUUUAUUGUGUUAAUGACAUGGAUGCAUGCGGGUUGACUUUAUGUCACACUUUUGGAAAGUCUGGCCGCCAUUCUGGGUGUACACAUUCGGAAUGGCUUCAUUUCCAGUCAGUGGUGUUAUUUAUUCAUUGCGGGUUUACUUAAAGUUGCGUGCCUCAGGGUUAAGUGAUCAGCAGUUACCCCCUCCCAUAAUUAUGUCAGAAUUCAUUUCUGAAUACUAAAAAAAAAAUCAAAAUUACUGUGUUUAUAUGAAAGAAAAGCCACCUUUCUGUUUUAACAAAUGUGCAGCCUUGGAAUUUGAACACGUUUUCAGUCCAUGGUCAAGACUGCAUAAUAAAUGGACAGUGACAGCAGAGGAUUAUCCGAUGGAUUGGGAGCCAUGAGAGAAUUUUGGGGAAUAAAAAAGUGUAGAAAAAGGAAUAGCCUGACCUUCUUUGAGAUCUGUUUGAGGCAGCACUAGGUAGCAGUGUGUGUGUGUGUGUGUCACUCAAAAAAUAAUUUAUUGGAGGAACGUCUAAAAAUUACACCGUCCAUGCUAACGAAUCGAGUAAUGCACAUUAGCCCA